GGUGUCGCCACAGCUGGCCCCCUUGUUCGCGUUCCCUUUUUUUGUAUCUUUUCGAAGACGACACAUUUCCAACGAGAACAAGCCUUUGAGACGCUUAUAUCCCUCGAUCCCUUCAACUCAGCUUGUUUUAUACUGUUUACAAUCCACUCCGACCUGGUACUCUGCCAAAAUGCCGACCAUGUGGUUAUCAGAUUCCCAAAAGAUUGGGGUGGCCUUCUGCUCUGGUGGGGGCCUGUUCCUGAUCGGCGGCGUCGUGCUAUUCUUUGACCGGGCCAUGCUUGCGAUGGGAAAUAUCCUCUUCCUUAUCGGACUGACGAUCAUCAUCGGGCCGCAGAAGACGCUCCUCUUCUUCGCCCGGAAACAGAAGAUCAAGGGGACCCUGGCGUUCUUCGCCGGACUUGCCUUGAUCCUCUUGAGGUGGCCGCUGAUAGGCUUCUGUGUCGAGCUCUACGGAAUCAUGGUCCUGUUUGGCGACUUCCUCGGGACGAUCGCCAGCUUCGCUACCAACCUUCCCAUCGUGGGACCCUACAUCGGAAUGAUCGUUGAGCGGACAGGAUUGGGACGGCGAAAUGCUGAACUGCCUGUAUGAUGCUUCUGGACACUCUCGAGGGACCAUGGAAGUAAAGUGGGACGGCCGGAGCCUGGGCGCUGGUGCAAUUCGACGAUCGGUCUAGGGGGAGACUACAGUCUUUUGACCUUGAUAGACGGACGGUCGCUGUAACGGGAACGGCGUUGAUGGGGGAAACUAUACCCUUGUAAUUUGCGAGGCGCGGGCUUCAUGUGUAGGAUACAGCCAAAGAAUGGAAUAGAACCUUGUAAUAUAAUCAAAGCUCAGAAGAAGAGGUCGGAUAGACGCACUCUGUGCGGCUUCUAGUAGGGCAAUUCAACGCAUUCUAAAAGGUGGUCACAACAAACGGCUGUCCGGAGUGUGGUUAUGGAGAAGCCCUCAUCGGGAGAAUGGUCCUCGCCAUAGUAGCAACGGG
Messenger RNA from Phialemonium atrogriseum, 983 nucleotides. Its product is annotated as protein transport. Gene Ontology annotation, cellular component: COPII-coated ER to Golgi transport vesicle; Golgi membrane; endoplasmic reticulum. Gene Ontology annotation, biological process: retrograde transport, endosome to Golgi; endoplasmic reticulum to Golgi vesicle-mediated transport. Lineage: Eukaryota; Fungi; Ascomycota; Sordariomycetes; Cephalothecales; Cephalothecaceae. The record is from RefSeq and is a predicted model, not a curated record. Bases 170 to 589 code for a protein of 139 amino acids. The transcript has 4 exons.